Messenger RNA from Paraphaeosphaeria sporulosa, 1317 nucleotides. Its product is annotated as class I glutamine amidotransferase-like protein. The coding region runs from base 397 to 1248 and encodes 283 amino acids. NCBI's taxonomy places the organism in Eukaryota, Fungi, Ascomycota, Dothideomycetes, Pleosporales, Didymosphaeriaceae. Gene Ontology annotation, cellular component: cytosol; nucleus. The record is from RefSeq and is a predicted model, not a curated record. The transcript has a single exon.
GUCUGCUUCGCUGUCAUUGAGCCAUCAGGCUUCUGCUCAAAGAGUCGCUUCUCACCAACCGCGACAUGUUCAGUAGACCUAGUCACAACUCGUGCUAAAAUCUUUCCAUAAGUUUGAAAUUGCUUUUUACUGUUUCGUAAAAAACAAAUUUGUUGUAGUGACUGUGAAUCGAUGUCAUCUGUCGUACUGGAUCGGCUCAUGCCGUUGAUAGCCGGUUGUCAAUCACCAACUGUUGCUAGGCGUCUAAAGCAGCCAAUCACAUGUCGACACUUACACUCCCGGAAACGCUAUCUCCUAAUUCGGGCAUUCUCUCCAGGUCACGCUUCGUGAACAACUCUUGUUAAAGAAGUACCACCAAGGCUACCUCAACAUUUCUUCAGGAUACAACUCACCAUCAUGUCGAAGCUACGUAUAGCGAUGUUCAACACCGACACGCCAGUGUCCACUGUUCGGCCAAAAUGGAACACAUACGGCAAAAUGUUUGAGGACCUCCUCCUUGCGGCUGGCUCACGAUUCACUCCAGACCUGGUAAUAGAAACAGAAGAAUACGAUAUCCAAGGAUUCCAAUACCCGUCUUCUUUGGCAGACAUCGACGUUAUUCUUAUCACAGGUUCUGCAGCUGCAUCGUAUGAUGCAGAUGAGUGGAUCCGGCGCCUCAACGAUUACGUACUGGAUGUAUACAAUAAUCACCACCACGUCAAGAUGUUUGGUAGCUGCUUUGGACACCAGUUGAUAUGCCAAAGCCUUUUGCGAGAGUACGGCGUGCAUGUACAGAAAGAUCCAAAUGGCUACGAGCUGGGUGUAAAAGAGAUUCGUCUCAACGGGAAAUUCCGUAAGACGCUAGGAAAUGGAAGUGUCUUUUCGAGAAAAAUGCCGGAUUCCCUGCGUGUGCAGAUGAUACAUGGAGAUCAUGUCGUUUUGCCUGCCGCUGAGUCGCUUCCAGACUCAUGGAUUGUGUUUGGAGCCACGCAACACUGUGCUGUACAAGGAAUGUACGUUCCUGGGCGCGUCCUCACUUUGCAAGGCCACUUCGAGUUCAACCGAUUCGUGAACACAGAGCUCAUCCACGUGUUUGGAGAGAAAGGGAAUUGGCCUCAACAAAUGAUUCAAGACGGUCUUGAGGAUGUUGAUGCGGAUGACGAUGCUGAAUUUAUUAGCGAGAUCGUUCUGCAGUUCAUGCUCGAGCAAAGAGGGGAGAGUGCAGCACAUCGGAAAGUUGGCGGACUACUUACCCCACCAUUUGCGUAAGGAUGAGCACAAUUUCCACACUUUCGCACAAUCACUCGAAUAAAAACGCGCCUGGUCAAGGGCAGAGUG